Messenger RNA from Silurus meridionalis, 3304 nucleotides. RefSeq lists its product as uncharacterized. The record is from RefSeq and is a predicted model, not a curated record. The coding region runs from base 940 to 2628 and encodes 562 amino acids. Gene Ontology annotation, molecular function: protein binding; cytokine receptor activity. Gene Ontology annotation, cellular component: external side of plasma membrane. NCBI's taxonomy places the organism in Eukaryota, Metazoa, Chordata, Actinopteri, Siluriformes, Siluridae. The transcript is spliced from 10 exons. Gene Ontology annotation, biological process: cytokine-mediated signaling pathway; immunoglobulin mediated immune response.
UUAAAAAAGUACAGCAACAAAAAAAUUAGAUGCCGCUCACUGGUAAGUGGCGCUAUGGUGAGCUGUUUUUAAAAAAAGGCCCGUAAUAUAUACACCCCAUAAAAUCUCUAAUUACCCCCUGGAAUUAUCUCUAAUAACAUUACAAAAUAAUCUCCAAUUAUCCAGGGAAUAAUCCCAAAUUACCCCAUGCAUUAAAGUUUAAUCUAAACCCUAUUUCCCCAGCACUAAUCCCUAACACACCUGUAUAAUGUCUAAUCUUACACCCAGUCCAGUCCAUGAUUAUCCUAAGCUUUAUUAGACCAGGUCUUCAGGUCUUCUAGAAUUUUUUAUUUUUUUCACAGUAAUAAUAAUAAUCUGUAAUGACUCAUGAAAUCUAAUGUUUUUCAUAAUAGACUCUUUGUGCAGUGUAUUUAACUGUCCUGAAAUGAAUAAUCUUUUAUCAUGUGGUACUAGAAAUUACUUGUUUUGAAUUUAAGAAUAUGCUUAAAUUUUCGCCAGCUGAAGUUGGUCAGACUACUCUGCUACAAGUACAGUAAGUUUCUCAGAAAUCUCCUUGUUUCUUUUUUCUCACGCCCCUGUUGUUCGACAUGAAUGUGUUCGUGAGUAAUGCGUUGCUGGCUUAUGUUCUACAUUUGUACUUUGGUGAAAUGGGAGUUUGCUUCCAUGCGAUUUUCCAGAGAACUGUUGUUCCACUAAAAGCAGUAAAAACACGCCCAAUCCUGUAACGGGGGAGUGGAAGAGACAGGAGGAGGAGGUGCUGCUUCUGCUGCUGGUGGAGUUGGUGUUAACCUUCUUCAGUGCACUACAAUGUAAACUUGUUAAUACAGGACAUGUGCUAUAGGUGUAAAACUCAGGACAGAAACCAAACAGAUCAGACUGUGAUCCCAGGAGAACUUGCAAGUCUUGUCUUCUACUUCCUGCCUCAACACAACGCCUAGGAUGGGGGCCAUGAUUUUCAUCCUCUAUCUAGGCUUUCUAAUCACUUUUGGCUUGACUGAAUCUUCUGAACACCACACCCGAGCAGAACAUAACCUGAAUCUGGAAUGCAUCAACGAUUUCCUCACAGAGAUGAUGUGCAUUUUGACCCCGGUUCAACUUGACAGUUGCGCUGAAUACAGUCUCAAUGCCUCUAGAGAUAAUCUUUUGUUCACGUGUGAUUUCAAGCAGCUAAACUCCAAUGCGUGUGAAUGUUUAUUUUAUGUUUCCUCUGGAUUUGUUGUCAAUGAGGACUACAAGGUUAAAGUGCUGAAAAAUAAAAACGUGCUGUUCACUGAAAUUAUCUCUACUACAGAAAGCAUUAAGCCCAAAAAGCCAUUUAUUGUAUCAGUCAAUCAGACACAGGAUGGAAACUUUCACAUUGUAUGGGACACCGAAUAUACGACCAAGGAGCCCGUAUUCAACAGUGAUCUGAUUUCAGAGCUCACUUACUAUGUCGAAGGAAACAAAGAAAGCAGAAAAAAUGUGACACUGAAUAAAGGCCAACAGGAUUAUUGGCUUGUAGGCCGAAACCUUGAGUCAAAUUCCAACUAUACUGUGAGAGCAAGAAUAAAAUUUAACUUAAACUUAAUAUUCAGUGACUACAGUGAUCCAUAUUGGUUUACCACCCCCCCAUCUCCAAAUGAAUAUCUCAAGAUAAUAAUUCCCAUCAUAUGUGUAAUUUUGAUCAUCUGCGUAUUCAGCAUGUACUACUAUUACGACAGACUCCUGACAGAUUGGUGGGAAAAGAUUCCUACCCCAAAAAUAGCCACUAAUUUUGUAAAACAGGUCCCAAACUUGAUGUCAUUUCAAAACGACUUUUCACCUGUUCAUCUUGACUCGUCAAAAGUGGUCCAAGCUGGGGAGAAGACAUGGCUGGGAUCUUCUUUGGUGGAUGUUAGAGAUGAAAAUAGCCUCAAUAGCCUUGGUAAAGAUGGCAGUUCAUCUGACGUGGUGUACGGCCAGACAGGCAAUGAGAGUGUAGAAGACAAUAAUGCUCACUGGGAGCUUGUGCAAGAAUCUCAGUCAACAAACCUUCGUCAAACAAACCUGAUGUCAACCAAAUAUUACAAAAACAUGAAACCAAACAGUGAUGACAUCCAACGGGAUAGUGGGAGUAGUUCUGGCUUCAGUAACAAAUUCUAUAUGUUCUCUGUCUCGGACGAGCUUCCCAAACCUACUAUGGGCUUUUUCGGCGAUAUUAAUCAAAAGGAAAAUGUUUUUCUGAGUCUGGCUAAAACCCAGGAUCCAGUGAUACAGACAGACUUUGAGUACGGCCCGUGUACUGGUUGGUCAGGAUCUGAAAACACCAGCCCGACUCAGUUCACACCUUCCAGCAAAGAGAUCAUUAUGGUCCCCGCAUAUCAGAGCGUCAACGAGGUCAUAGAUUGUGCGCCUACAGACCAAGCAUUUAUCAGUUCCCAUAAUGAUGUUAAUCUCAUCAUGGAAAAGCAAAUGUGCAGCCCACAGAAUAUUUCCUGUGAAACCGGCAUCAUCCAAGUGGAGAACGGAUAUAAAGAUUUUCAGAGCUUACUCCGAAAUUCAGAAGAACAGCAGAGCCUUGCCUGUGAACCCGAGCUAAAACAUCUUUGUGGCCCAGUUUUGCAUACUCCUCCAGGUAUUCAGAUUGACUCUUCCUAUCACAGGGUUUGAAUUCACAACUCAGUCUGCAUCAUUUUCUCAUAAUGAAAGAUUUUGAAUGUAUUCACCAUUAAGCAGUUAACUUGUGCUUAAAAAGUGUGUUCUUACAAACUAUGGCAAUAUGAAUGAUAUACAUUUACUCUGAUUGUUACAAUAUAUUACAAUGCUUUUUACUAACUUUGGCACAAGCCUCAGGAAAUGCAGCUAUUUGCAUGAAUAAAACGAAUAACUCUACAACAAUGUAAAACAAAAUGCAGAAGUAUUAGAAAAGCAGAAGUAUGGGUAACAGAAUGUUGUUUUUAUUAUGUCAGUAUCUUAUCUGAUGGGCAGUAACACAAGAUAGGUUGGAAAAAAAAACCUUAUAAAAUAAUAAUUCUUCGUUAGACAUGAGAAACUUUAGUGAUGUUCAGGAAAAAGAAAGAAGCGCUUUGUUGUCGUGUAAAAUUACAGAACUUACUGAAAGAAAGUGUAAAGCAAACUGCCUGACCACUUCCUUUGUGUUUCUCACUUGAAAAUAGCAAUCUUCAAUCAUCUACCUUUAACUUGAGAAUGUGAACAGGGAUAAGAAAGCACACAUGAGCCUGUAAGACUAUUUUGUAUGGAUAAACAACCACAGAGCAAAAAUUCCAGUUAAAUAUAGUCAAAUAAACAACUAUUAAAAUUAUUUGUUAACUGGAACCCAUGAACA